AUGGGCGGAUUAUUGUCACUCUUGGGUAGAGGAGGCGGAGACUCGACAAUACCGGAUGUGGUUUUUAACCCUGAAAGCAAGAAAGCAAUAUCCAAUCCCACCGAAGACAGUCAAGAGGAAGCAUGGCAAGCUGUUCAACCAGCGGUCGCAAAGUUGAAACAAUACUUCGAAUAUUCGUCCUCCCUUGAGGAAGCCAUACCUGAACUGUUAAAAACACUUUGCGAAGGAGAUGUACGAAAAAACUUUGAACAAAACCAAUCGAUCACAAAAGCACUAGCCGACCUAUUUGAUUUUGCCUUUGAAUUUGAUUAUUUGAAGAUGAAGACUCCAUCUAUUCAAAACGACUUUUCGUACUACCGACGAACACUGAGCCGAGGAAGACUUGCAAGCGAAACAGAUUUGAGGACCGACAUGAUCGAAGAUGAAUUGGCAAACCGGAUUGCAUUAUUUUAUGCAUGCCCGACACCGAUGUUAAAGACCGUCACGGACGCAUCUGCCCUCUUUGCAAAGAUAAAAUUAUCUGUGAAGGCUAUCCAAACGUAUAGUGCAAGCGAAUACUCAAAUUUGAUGUCCGCCUUACGUUUCAACACCAAACAUCUGAAUGACCCCUCCACGCCGAAAAACAUAAAACAAUUAUUGGCCAAUGGUAAUUGA
Acaulospora colombiana is the source of this 654-nucleotide messenger RNA. The record is from the annotation of a GenBank genome assembly. NCBI's taxonomy places the organism in Eukaryota, Fungi, Glomeromycota, Glomeromycetes, Diversisporales, Acaulosporaceae.